AUGGUCAUCCGUCCGUCGUCCGUCGCGCGCGUCCUGUGCCGCCGCUUCUCGUCCGCUGCCAGCCCCCAUCUCAAGCAGACUCCUCUACAUGAUCUGCACGUGUCUCUUGGUGGUAAAAUGGUCCCAUUUGCGGGCUACGCCAUGCCUGUGCAAUACAAAGCAGGCGUCCUGCAGUCUCAUCUCCAUACUCGGGAAGAAGGCCAUGCCUCGCUCUUUGACGUCUCGCACAUGGGCCAACUGCGGAUCACAGGCUCGGACCGUCUCGCGUUCCUUGAGAGUGUGGUCGUAGGUGAUCUACUGGCUCUAAGCUCUGGAGAAGCCAAGCUCAGUCUCUUGACCAACGAUCGCGGCGGCAUCAUUGAUGACUGCGUCAUCAGUCGCUAUGACGAUCACGUGUACGUGGUCGUGAACGCUGGCAAUCGAGACGUGGAUCUUGUGCAUUUGCACCACCACCUUGAGAAUUUCAAGGGAGACGCAGCGAUCGAGUGUCUGGACGACCACUCGUUAGUCGCUCUUCAAGGUCCAGGGGCAGCUGAUGUGGUCGAGAUGUUGAAGUCCAAGGUAAAGCUGCAAGACCUUGGGUUUAUGCACGGAGCAUUGACGCCGUUGACGCUACCGGACGGGAACCAAGUGGACGUGGUGUUGACACGAUGUGGGUACACUGGAGAAGACGGGUUUGAAAUCUCUGUCCAGAACAAGGACGUGCACGCGCUGGCCCGCGCGUUGCUUGAAGAUGAACGUGUGCUGGAAGCAGGUCUUGGAGCCCGUGACAGUCUUCGUCUUGAGGCGGGAUUGUGUCUCCAUGGGCAUGAUAUUACAGCCAGGACGACGCCGAUUGAAGCCAUGCUGGCUUGGACGAUUGGCAAACGUCGCCGUGAGCAAGGAGGGUUUCCUGGCCACGAGAUCAUUAUGGAUCAGCUGAUGAACAAGUCAGCGACGAAAAAGCGCAUUGGGUUUGUCGUGGAAGGAGCAGCCGCGCGAGAAGGUGCUGAGCUUUUCGAUGCUGACGACAAGGUCGUGGGUCGUGUGACGAGUGGCAUGUUCAGCCCGUCGCUCAAGAAAGCGAUUGGAAUGGCGUACGUGGACAAGAGCUCGGGAAAGCUGGGCACCGAGCUGCAUGUCAAGGCUCGUAACAAAGUGCAGAAGGCUGUCAUCACCAAGAUGCCUUUUGUGCCAGCCAAUUACUACAAGAAGGAAUAG
This is a messenger RNA of Peronospora matthiolae, 1200 nucleotides long. The record is from the annotation of a GenBank genome assembly. Lineage: Eukaryota; Oomycota; Peronosporomycetes; Peronosporales; Peronosporaceae.